Messenger RNA from Baudoinia panamericana UAMH 10762, 717 nucleotides. RefSeq lists its product as uncharacterized. Gene Ontology annotation, biological process: nucleobase-containing compound metabolic process. NCBI's taxonomy places the organism in Eukaryota, Fungi, Ascomycota, Dothideomycetes, Mycosphaerellales, Teratosphaeriaceae. The annotation marks the transcript as partial. Gene Ontology annotation, molecular function: 3'-5' exonuclease activity; nucleic acid binding. The record is from RefSeq and is a predicted model, not a curated record. The transcript has a single exon.
CUUGAUACUGUUACGGCUCUACGAGAGUUUCUAAGCGAUCUUGGGGAGUGUGACGGCCAGCCACCGAGGAUGUACGUGGAUUUGGAAGGCAACAAUCUUUCACGCAACGGCACUCUAUCACUGGUCACGAUCCUAUUAGUGCCAGAGAAGGAGGUUUAUCUCGUCGACGUGACCACCCUCGAGCACGAUGCUUUCACCACGGCUGGUACAAAUGGACGCACUUUGAAGAGUGUCCUAGAGUCGACCAACAUCGUCAAAGUUUUCUUUGACAUCCGAAACGACUCGGACGCUCUCUUCGGUCUUUACGGAAUCCGGGUCGCUGGCAUUGAAGACCUGCAGCUAAUGGAAUUGGCCUCAAGGAGCUUCUCGAAGAGGAAUGUGAAUGGCCUGGCCAGGUGCAUUGAGCGGGAUGGUAGCAUCGAACUCUCGAAGAGGAAUGAAUGGCAGAUUAUCAAGGAUCAAGGCAAGAGAUUAUUCGAUCCCGAUCGAGGGGGCUCUUAUGCCGUCUUUGAUCAACGGCCUUUGUCAAAGGAAAUUUUGCAAUAUUGUACGCAAGAUGUUAAGUUCAUGCCGCAUCUUCGGGAAGUGUAUCGACGUAGGCUGUGUGACGCAUGGUGGAGGAAGAUCGAAGAGGAGACGAACGCUCGCAUUCAGCUUUCUCAGAGCCCAUCUUUUCGUGGCAAAGGGCAGCACAUGGCCCGCGGACCGCCAACAUGG